AGGAGGGACAGCUUAUUGUUGCCUGAGCUCUGCGGUAAUGGCGGUGUCUCGUCGCUGUUCGCAGCAGCAUCAACAACAGCAAAAUACCUUACAAUCUCCGCCGCGAAACGCCUCAAUUUCGGGCUCCUCUUCGCCGAUGGCCCAGCUGACCUCGGCAGUGGGAGCCCCGGAGAAUGAGAGGGAGACCACCGGAGGGAUUGAGCUGGUCGUGGCCUCCCCGGACAUACCAGCCCCGGUCCUAGCGAGCAGCGCCAGCUCCACCACGACUCCCUCCGGCGGAGGCAGCAGCGUCUCCAGUCCGGGCUCGGGAGCUACGAGCCCCGCCGAGGCCAGCAGCGGGAUCGGCGGGGCCUUUAGGGAGCUGUUUGAAGCCUGUCGUAACGGGGAUGUGUCCAGAGUGAAAAGACUCGUAGACUCGGUCAAUGUAAACGCUAAGGACAUGGCCGGACGAAAAUCGACACCGCUACAUUUUGCUGCGGGUUUUGGUCGUAAGGAUGUGGUGGAGCAUCUCUUGCAGACUGGGGCAAAUGUUCAUGCCCGGGAUGAUGGUGGUUUGAUCCCCCUUCACAAUGCCUGCUCUUUUGGACACGCAGAAGUUGUCAGCCUCCUUUUGUGCCAAGGGGCAGAUCCCAACGCCAGAGACAACUGGAACUACACACCACUACAUGAGGCCGCCAUUAAGGGAAAGAUAGAUGUGUGCAUUGUUUUACUACAACAUGGAGCUGACCCAAACAUCCGUAACACAGAUGGAAAAUCUGCCUUGGAUCUUGCUGACCCAUCAGCCAAAGCAGUUCUUACUGGUGAAUACAAGAAAGACGAGCUUCUAGAAGCUGCAAGAAGUGGAAAUGAGGAGAAGCUGAUGGCACUGCUGACUCCACUAAAUGUCAAUUGUCAUGCCAGUGAUGGACGAAAGUCAACAUCCCAAAAAAUGCUGUCGACCCCACUACAUCUGGCCGCUGGCUAUAACCGUGUCCGAAUAGUUCAACUGCUGCUUCAACAUGGAGCUGAUGUGCAUGCCAAGGACAAAGGUGGUCUGGUUCCUCUUCACAACGCUUGCUCCUAUGGCCACUAUGAAGUCACUGAGCUUCUUCUGAAACAUGGGGCUUGUGUCAAUGCAAUGGACCUGUGGCAGUUCACUCCACUACAUGAAGCAGCAUCAAAAAACAGAGUGGAAGUUUGUUCACUGUUAUUGAGCCAUGGAGCUGACCCCACACUGCUUAACUGUCACAGCAAAAGUGCAGUGGAUAUGGCUCCCACCCCAGAGCUUAAGGAAAGGCUUACAUAUGAGUUCAAAGGACACUCACUGCUUCAAGCUGCUCGAGAGGCAGACAUGGCCAAAGUGAAAAAGACACUGGCUCUUGAGAUUAUCAGCUUCAAGCAUCCACAGACGAAUGAGACUGCACUGCACUGUGCUGUGGCCUCCCCUCACCCAAAAAGGAAACAAGUGACUGAACUGCUGCUGCGUAAAGGUGCCAAUAUCAAUGAGAAGAACAAGGACUUUAUGACUCCUUUGCACGUGGCUGCAGAGAGAGCCCACAAUGACAUCCUUGAAGUUCUUCAAAAACAUGGAGCAAAGGUGAAUGCUGUAGACACACUUGGUCAGACAGCAUUACACAGAGCUGCGUUGGCUGGACACAUUCAGACGUGUAAACUACUGCUGAGUUUUGGAGCCGACCCCUCCAUUGUGUCUCUUCAGGGCUUCACGGCUGCACAGAUGGGCAACGAAGCAGUGCAACAAAUACUAAAUGAAAAUGUCCCGACACGAAACUCAGACGUUGACUACAGGUUCCUAGAGGCCGCCAAAGCAGGAGACUUGGACACAGUGCAGCAACUGUGUACACCUCAAAAUGUGAACUGCAGAGACUUGGAGGGACGUCACUCUACUCCUCUACACUUUGCCGCUGGUUACAAUCGUGUGGCUGUUGUUGAAUACCUGCUACACCAUGGAGCUGAUGUCCAUGCCAAAGACAAGGGUGGUCUUGUCCCUCUUCACAACGCAUGCUCCUAUGGUCACUAUGAGGUGGCUGAGCUGCUGGUCAGACAUGGAGCCUCUGUGAACGUGGCAGAUUUGUGGAAAUUUACCCCACUGCACGAAGCCGCUGCUAAGGGCAAAUAUGAGAUCUGCAAGCUUCUGCUCAAACAUGGAGCAGACCCAUCCAAGAAGAAUCGAGAUGGGAACAUGCCUCUGGACAUGGUUAAAGAUGGGGACACAGACAUCCAGGAUUUGCUUAGAGGGGAUGCAGCGCUCCUUGAUGCUGCAAAGAAAGGCUGUUUGGCACGGGUUCAAAAACUCUGCUCACCAGAAAAUAUUAACUGCAGAGACACACAAGGACGCAACUCCACGCCACUACAUUUAGCAGCUGGCUACAACAACCUGGAAGUGGCGGAGUAUCUUCUGGAGCAUGGGGCUGAUGUCAAUGCUCAGGACAAAGGGGGACUUAUCCCCCUUCACAAUGCUGCUUCUUAUGGGCAUGUGGAUAUUGCAGCCUUACUGAUCAAAUACAACACAUGCGUGAAUGCCACAGACAAAUGGGCAUUCACGCCAUUACACGAGGCCGCCCAGAAAGGUCGUACCCAGCUCUGCGCCCUGCUGCUGGCGCAUGGUGCUGAUCCCACCAUGAAAAACCAAGAGGGCCAGACCGCACUAGACCUGGCCACAGCGGAUGACAUACGGGCUCUUUUGAUGGAUGCCAUGCCUCCAGAUGCCCUGCCGAGCUGCUUCAAGCCUCAGGCCACAGUGGUCAGUGCCUCAGUCAUCUCUCCUGCCUCCACGCCGUCCUGCCUGUCAGCUGCCAGCAGUAUAGACAACCUGGCCGGGCCACUCACCGAGCUGGCUGCGGCUGCUGCUGCUGGGGCAACCGGAGUGGCAGAUGGGGCCUCAUCAGACCGUAAAGAAGGAGAGAUGACCAUGCUGGACAUGAACAUCACUCAGUUCCUGAAGAGUCUUGGAUUGGAGCAUUUGCGGGACAUCUUUGAACGAGAGCAGAUCACCUUAGAUGUGCUGGCAGACAUGGGCCAUGAGGAACUGAAGGAGAUUGGUAUUAACGCUUACGGCCACAGACACAAACUCAUCAAAGGCGUAGAGAGGCUUCUUGGAGGCCAACCAGGGUCCAAUCCAUAUCUGACAUUCCACUGUGCAAACCAAGGCACCAUCCUGAUAGACCUUUCCCCUGACGACAAAGAAUAUCAGUCUGUGGAGGAGGAGAUGCAGAGCACCAUCCGAGAGCACAGAGAUGGAGGCAAUGCUGGUGGGGUAUUCAGCAGAUACAACAUCAUCAAGAUCCAGAAAGUUGUUAACAAGAAGCUAAGAGAACGUUACGCACAUAGACAGAAAGAAAUUGCUGAUGAAAACCACAACCACCACAAUGAGCGAAUGCUUUUCCAUGGUUCUCCUUUUAUCAAUGCCAUCAUCCACAAAGGUUUUGAUGAGAGGCAUGCCUACAUCGGAGGGAUGUUUGGUGCAGGGAUCUAUUUUGCAGAAAACUCUUCGAAGAGUAAUCAGUAUGUGUAUGGGAUUGGUGGAGGUACUGGCUGCCCGACUCACAAGGACCGGUCCUGUUACGUGUGUCACAGGCAAAUGCUGUUUUGUCGAGUGACCCUGGGGAAGUCUUUCCUACAGUUUAGUGCCAUGAAGAUGGCCCAUGCUCCACCGGGACACCACUCUGUGAUUGGGCGGCCCAGUGUCAAUGGGCUGGCAUAUGCAGAGUAUGUCAUCUACAGAGGGGAGCAGGCCUACCCAGAGUACCUCAUCACAUACCAGAUCCUUAAGCCAGAAAGUACUGCCCAAUCUGCAGCGGGAGCAGAGCAAAAGUCCUAGUUGACUUCGUAACACAUGGACUAGUGCUUGUUACUUUCAUACUUAUAUUGCAAAUGCCUAAAACUUUAUUUAAACAUUAUCAGUGUCCUAUCCAGUAGAUUUCAUGGUGACCAGUGCUUCAGAAGGAAAUGCACUGUAUUAUACUGCUUGUGGUGAACACAUGUCAGGUUUCUCUUUUUUGCAUAGGCUGCAUGUUGAUGCAAACGCAUGCUUGGCCCAAUAGUGUACAUGGGUUAGUUUUUUGAGUAUCCCCUCGCUGCCUCCUCAGCAAGCAGGAGGGUGCUUGUACAAACAUUAUUUAGCAAUUAGAUACUCACACCAUCUCAUGACUUGUGACUGUAGAAACUCACUGACUCUCACUCGUUUUUCUAUGUUUGAACAAAUACUACUGCCCCAUUAAACAUGGGUCACUCAUGGCCUUCAGCCUAACACUACCCAAAAGACCGUUUGGGCCUACUUCUUAAUUGACUGACGAUCACACUAUGUUAAGACUACAAUUUUCAACUCUAUAGCAUCUGCUGGCAUUACAGCUAUAUGCUGAAAGAGUAAUAACGAAUAGAGCUGAUAUAAUCAAAAUGUUGAAGUAGCCUUUCUGUUGCCAUGAUUUUGGUCACAAAUGCAUCAUAAGGAUUUGCACUUUACAUAGAAACUUAUUUAAGUUAUUAAAUUAGCAUAUUUGCAAGCAAAAGAUAUCUGUACAGGUUGUGUAAAUGGUUGUGUAUAACUGUCGCUGUUUAACAGUAUCACUACGUUUGAUUGUAAAUUACAUCCGAAUUUUCUUUCAUGCCUUCUUGACUAUCCCCCAUUUUUUAAAUAAAUGUCCCAUUAACAA
Boleophthalmus pectinirostris (great blue-spotted mudskipper) is the source of this 4649-nucleotide messenger RNA. RefSeq names its product poly [ADP-ribose] polymerase tankyrase-1. The transcript has 28 exons. Gene Ontology annotation, cellular component: nucleus; cytoplasm. The coding region runs from base 38 to 3817 and encodes 1259 amino acids. The record is from RefSeq and is a predicted model, not a curated record. Lineage: Eukaryota; Metazoa; Chordata; Actinopteri; Gobiiformes; Gobiidae. Gene Ontology annotation, molecular function: protein binding; NAD+ poly-ADP-ribosyltransferase activity.